CAGCGACUGAAAGUUAUGGAUCGACAUUCAGAGUACGAAUACACCGAUAAUUUUAAGCUUUCUGAGCAGGCGAAAAGGGACUUUGAAGAAUAUGGAUAUAUCCUAAUCCGGGGUCUACUUGACAAAGAAGAAGUUAAUAGAGUACUGAAAGUACUGGAGGGCAGUGACGCUAUGAUGAAAGAAAACUAUGAGUUUGAAGAAGUAAAUAAGGCAAAGAAGACGCAACGAAUAAUUUGGUCGCACCCUGGUUCUGACGUCACAGGAAUGGUAGCUCGCAGCGAAAAAGUUGCAGGAACAUGCGAACAGCUUUUAGGAGGAGAGGUGUAUCAUUACCAUGGGAAGAUGAUACUGAAAGGGGCACAGAAGGGAGCCCAGCACCUGUGGCACCAAGAUUACGGAUAUUGGUACAACAACGGUUGCCUGUUCCCUGAUAUGAUGACGGUUUUUAUUCCAUUGGAUCCUUGCAGGAAAGAAAAUGGCUGCUUACAGAUACUGGAGGGUUCUCAUAAAUGUGGCAGGAUUGACCAUCAUCCUGUUCUGAAGCAAGCCGAGGCGGAUCUAUCACGGGUGGAAGAAAUCAAGAAGACUUGUCCUCACAAGUUUGUUGAAAUGGAUCCAGGUGAUGCUCUGUUUUUCCAUUGCAAUGUGCUACAUCAUAGUUCUGAUAACAACAGUGACAUGCGCAGAUGGGUGUACAUCUGUACUUACAAUAAAGCCAGCAAUGACCCAAUCAUUGAACAUCAUCACCCAAGAUACACCCCACUUACCAAGGUUCCCAACUCUGCAAUCAAGGAGUGUACCAACUUCACAGACAUGAGUGGAAAGGACUUCAUCCACCCUGACCGUAAUGCAACACUGACGGAACACAUACGCGUUGUUCAUUAAAGGAAGGAGAGGAAAAAUUGAAAACAAACAUUUUACUUCACUAUCUUGAGGAUAUACCCAUAUAUUUACUCAAGUUUUGUUUUUAAGAGAAAGGAAAAUAAUGAGAAUCUUUUGUUAAAAUGGUUGUGAAGAAUUUUGAAAAUAUUGAUUCAUUAUUAUUAUUUUUCUUUUGGUCAAAACUAGCCAAAAUACGCAUGUAAGGUUCAAUAAUGGGCAUAAAAGAUUCUCUCUCUCUCACACACACAUGAUUGUGUGGUGUGUUUUCUUUAUAUUUCAGGAGAUACAUACUUCUAUCGUGGCCUUCAUUAAGCAAGACUGGUAUAUUACUACUGUAAUUUUUCAAUCUGUCCUAAAGUUAAAAAUUAUCUAAUAAAAUAAAUUAUGAAAUUACACAAAA
Saccostrea echinata is the source of this 1282-nucleotide messenger RNA. Its product is annotated as L-proline trans-4-hydroxylase-like. NCBI's taxonomy places the organism in Eukaryota, Metazoa, Mollusca, Bivalvia, Ostreida, Ostreidae. The record is from RefSeq and is a predicted model, not a curated record. The transcript is spliced from 9 exons. Bases 16 to 885 code for a protein of 289 amino acids.